Messenger RNA from Colius striatus (speckled mousebird), 1665 nucleotides. It is a transcript of the gene CDIP1, whose product is annotated as cell death inducing p53 target 1. Gene Ontology annotation, molecular function: zinc ion binding. The transcript has 6 exons. NCBI's taxonomy places the organism in Eukaryota, Metazoa, Chordata, Aves, Coliiformes, Coliidae. Gene Ontology annotation, biological process: tumor necrosis factor-mediated signaling pathway; intrinsic apoptotic signaling pathway in response to DNA damage by p53 class mediator. The record is from RefSeq and is a predicted model, not a curated record. The coding region runs from base 613 to 1221 and encodes 202 amino acids.
UGUGUGCCCCUGGGUGCGCCGUUCAGAGCUGGUCUUGCACCAACAAGACCUGGUGAAGGGGCUGGUGGUUGUCACAGUCCGGGCUGAGCCUAAAAUACCCGGUGGUAUCGCCUGGGUCAGGCACAUUGGGUUUAAGUAGAGACAUUUUAAGUGGUAACUAUAGUGGUUUGGGGCUGUGAGCGAAACUUGCUGAGAAACACUUUGUGAAGGUGCCAGAUUCCCUCCUGCUUGCUGCCUUCCAACCAGCGUGCUUGACACGGGGCUUUCAUGUCAGCAGGGGCCCUUCCUUCUGCCUUGCAGAGUGUGAGUGGAGCGGGCAGCCAGGGAGACGGGGCCUUCUCCACAACCAUCACUUGUCAUUCCUUUGUCUUUAGGAACUAAACGAACUCGGGGCAGUGUGGGAACAUUUCCCUUUGCCAAAGGCUUCUCUGCCUAGGUGCUGUGGUGACGUCCUCAGCCACGGCCCUGCGCCGCUCUCCGGGGGUGUCAGGCGAGGAAAGGAUUCCUGCUUGGAGCCCCCGUGGGGUGACGUGGCUCCUGGCCAGCGCUGCUCAGCACGACAGGUUCACAGCUGUGCCAGGGCUCUGAGCUCCUUGCUUCAGGGACAGGGCCAUGGCCAGCGACCCCCCGCCGCCGUACCCCGGCGGCCCCUCGGCCCCGCUGAUGGAGGAGAAGCACGGCCCCCCCGCAGCGGCAGACGGCGUCACCCCCGUGGUGGGACAACCCCAGGGGGUCCCCAUCCCCCCGCCUGAGUUCGGGCCCCCCCCGUACGAGCCGCCCUCGCAGCCGGGGUUUGUGCCCCCCCACAUGCCCACAGACAGCGCCGGGCCCUACGUGCCGCCGGCAGGUUACUACCCGCCCCCAGGCCCUCACCCCCCCAUGGGCUACUACCCUGCCCCGGGACACUACCCCUCUCCCGGCGGCCACUCGGCCACGGUGCUGGUCCCGUCCGGAGCCGCCACCACCGUGACGGUGCUGCAGGGGGAGAUGUUCCAGGCCGCCCCGGUGCAGACGGUGUGUCCCCACUGCCAGCAAGCCAUCACCACCAAGAUCACCUACGAGAUCGGGCUCAUGAGCUUCCUCCUCGGCUUCUUCUGCUGCUUCGUGGGGUGUGACCUGUGCUGCUGCCUCAUCCCCUGCCUGUUCGACGACUUCAAGGACGUGACGCACACGUGUCCCAACUGCAAGGCUUACAUCUACACCUACAAGCGCAUGUGCUGACGGCCCCAGCGCGGCCCCUCGGCUUCGCCCCGCGUCCCGGCCCCGCCGCAGCUCUGCUCCCCGCGGGGCCGGCUCCGGGGCAGGCCGGGGAGGGAGCGGGGCGCUGAGGGACGGAGCUGUGCCCCCCGCGCCGUGCUGGGCCCCAGCCCCGCCGCAUGUGCCGCCCCCCGGGCAGCCCCGGCCCUUCCCUGCCCACUGCAUCCCGCUCGCAUGAGGCUCCCGCCGCCGCCCCCGCCGGGGUCUCCCCGUGCAUGUGGGAGAGGGGUUUAGUUGUAGCUGAGCGCCGGGAGCCCCGUCCCUGUCCCGCGGGGCUGGGGCAGCUCCUCCCCGGAGGGGGCUGGGCAGGGGCCCCAACACAGCCCCCCGGCCCGGGGGCUGCUCCCGGCUCACGGGUGGAACCGCAGCACUGCUCAGUGUUUUUAUGUAAAUAAAUGACCAACCCUC